This is a messenger RNA of Prunus armeniaca (apricot), 699 nucleotides long. NCBI's taxonomy places the organism in Eukaryota, Viridiplantae, Streptophyta, Magnoliopsida, Rosales, Rosaceae. The record is from the annotation of a GenBank genome assembly.
AUGGCUUAUGAUUUGAUCAAGUUUUAUAACACCAAAUCAGAUAUUUCAACUGGAUUGAUCAAGUUUUAUAACAGAAAAAUGAAAGUUCUAGCUGCAGUUAGAGAACUAGUAGACCAAUACAAGGACGAGGAGAUCAGCAUUACUGUCACUGGCCACAGCAUGGGUUCAGCUAUUGCAGUUCUAAAUGCAACUGAUAUUGUUUAUAACGGAUACAAUAAGCCUACAAACUCAAACAAUGUGAGUCUUGUCACAGCCGUUGUGUUUGCCUGCCCAAAUGUGGGAGACAAAGGCUUCAAGAAGGUAUUCUCUAGUCUCGAAAAUCUUCGGGUCUUGCGUAUCACCAACGAAUGGGAUCCCGUCCCUAAGUUACCAAUUCUACCUUAUGUUCCUGUUGGAAAAGAGCUGGUAAUCGACACUCUCAAAUCGCCCUACUUGAAGAAUGCAAUAGACUCUGUGCAUCAGUUGGAGGUUUACUUGCAUGGAGUGGCAGGAACACAAGGGAGAAACAAUGAUUUUAAAUUGGAAAUUAAUCGAGAUCUUGCAUUGGUAAACAAAAUUUUGGAUGCUCUAGAUGAUAAAUAUCAUAUAAUUCCUAAGUGGUGGAUAGAGAGGAACAACUCUAUGGUUCAAAUGGAGGACGGCUCCUGGGAGUUAAUGGAUCAUGAGAAAGAUGACGACGACGAUGAUGAUGGAGCCUAG